Molecule: messenger RNA, 327 nt
Organism: Guillardia theta CCMP2712
Lineage: Eukaryota; Cryptophyceae; Pyrenomonadales; Geminigeraceae
Exons: 3
Source: RefSeq, a predicted model, not a curated record
CAGUAUGAGGGGGAGAUGAAGGACGGCAGAAGGCACGGCAAGGGAACCAUCAGCUACCCGGAUGGCGCGGCAUACACAGGAGAGUGGUACAAAGGCUGUUGGGACAUGGGCAACAGGCAGGGCGAGGGACUUUGCACAUAUGCAGACGGCAACAUCUACGAGGGAGAAUGGAUGGGUAACCUACCCCAUGGUCGCGGGAAGUGCCGGUUUGCGGAGGGCAGCACUUACAGUGGAGAGUUCCAGGAGGGAAGAAUGCAUGGCUACGGGAUCUUGACGAGGAGCGACGGGACCAUCUCAUACGAGGGGCUGUGGAAGGAUGGCGAGAAG